UCCCUUUCCUUUACUUUUUCCUCACUCGAAUCAGAUGGGAUAGAGUUUUGCCGGCAUAUGACGGCUACCCUGACGUAACUAAGCUUUUUUCUGUCAUCUAACAUGUCUAGAUUCGUUGUUUCAGGAGAUUUUCACCUUUCAAUUUCAUUACCACUUACAAUGUUUUAGUAUCACCGGUCAAAUUGAUCCAGAUUUUCUUCUUUUAACGGAAAUAAUCAUAGGAACAUUACAUAUAAGCUGGAAAUUUGAAGGACAUGGAAUCUGGAUGAUGAAGUUUUUAGGAAGAAAGGAUAACAAACAUAUAUCUAGUACUAGCAACAAUACGAGGAUUAUUUGUAAAAGACAUCAUGCAUAGACACUGCCAGCCAGCAUUGUAUCAAAUUUCUGGAAGUUUUAGAAAACAACAAAUUGCAUUUGGACUUCAGUAUCACCAUUAGAAUUUUUCUUUUCAAGGACUAACCUUGAAACAAUAUUGGGCUUCAAAAUUCUGGAUUUGAAAUAUUCAUAUAUUGGUGUUUUGAGUUACAGUGACAUUAUAAAGAAACAAAAAUUACUUUACUUCAGUACAGUUGGAAUGGUCUACAACAGACAAUAAAGCUGCCAUCUCAUAGAAAAAUCAUGAGUUAUCUUAAUUCUAUAUUUGCUUCAAGAGACACACAAUAUGGCAGUGUCCCUGUUAGUGGGGGAGGCCUCAGUCAAAAUAGGAAGUUUAGCUAUGGAUAUGCAAGCUCACCAGGGAAAAGAUCUUCAAUGGAAGACUUCUACGAGACACAGAUUUGCGAUGUUGAUGGUCAAAUAGUAGGCCUCUUUGGUGUCUUUGAUGGCCAUGGUGGUGCUCGAGCUGCAGAAUUUGUGAAGCAAAAUCUCUUCACCAAUUUAAUAAGUCACCCAAAAUUUAUCAGUGAUACGAAGCUGGCAAUAGCUGAUUCUUACAAACAAACAGACAAAGAAUUCCUUAAUGCAGAAAACAAUCAGCAUAGAGAUGCUGGCUCCACUGCAUCAACAGCAGUUCUUGUUGGGGAUAGAUUACUAGUUGCCAAUGUUGGAGAUUCCCGAGCUGUAAUAUGCAGGGCUGGAAAAGCUGUUGCUCUUUCAAGGGACCAUAAACCAAAUCAAAGUGAUGAACGGCAGCGUAUUGAAGAUGCUGGAGGCUUUGUUAUGUGGGCUGGUACCUGGCGUGUGGGUGGGGUCCUCGCUGUUUCUCGUGCUUUUGGUGACAGGCUUCUGAAGCAGUAUGUGGUAGCUGAGCCAGAGAUUCAGGAAGAGAUUGUUGAUGACAAUGUGGAGUUUCUCAUUCUCGCAAGUGAUGGAUUGUGGGAUGUUGUUUCUAACCAGGAUGCAGUUGCUAUGAUCCAGUCUACUGAGGAUCCCGAAUUAGCUGCUAAAAGGCUUACAGAGGAGGCCUAUCGAAAAGGCAGUGCAGAUAAUAUUACUUGUGUUGUGGUUCGAUUCCAUUGUUGUUAGGUUAGUAGAAGUAUCCAGAACUGACUCAGCGCAAAAGUUGAAAUUUACACUGUAAAAGCAUUGUAUGCAACAGUCUCUUUGUUGCUUAAGUCUGAUGAGGGUGGCCUUUUCUCUCACAUUUGAUGACAUUGCAUGCACCUUGUGUGCUAAAUCUACCAUAGAAAAUUAGAUUGCAGAUGAAACAGGUGAAGGUACAUAGAAUCCUCACUGCAGGAUAUAUGAAAAAGAGCAUGCUUCUCGUAGUAUGUGAAUUUUUUUCACUUAAUAAACUAUUUGUUCACCACGUUGAGUUGUUCUACGAUGCGGAGAAACAACUGAUGGAUUCAAUCUCUUGAAGUGAAUACAUGUGUUAAAUUGACUAUA
Cryptomeria japonica (Japanese cedar) is the source of this 1827-nucleotide messenger RNA. RefSeq names its product probable protein phosphatase 2C 59. Gene Ontology annotation, cellular component: cytosol; nucleus. Gene Ontology annotation, molecular function: protein serine/threonine phosphatase activity; cation binding. NCBI's taxonomy places the organism in Eukaryota, Viridiplantae, Streptophyta, Pinopsida, Cupressales, Cupressaceae. The coding region runs from base 619 to 1464 and encodes 281 amino acids. The transcript is spliced from 10 exons. The record is from RefSeq and is a predicted model, not a curated record. Gene Ontology annotation, biological process: protein dephosphorylation.